Blumeria graminis f. sp. triticale is the source of this 1149-nucleotide messenger RNA. The record is from the annotation of a GenBank genome assembly. Lineage: Eukaryota; Fungi; Ascomycota; Leotiomycetes; Helotiales; Erysiphaceae.
AUGUCGGUAGUGAGGAUUGCCAUGGUGGCUUUACUUGUGGCUCUGAUCAUCUCCGCAGCCAUGCUGAAAAUUGUGGUUGCUAUCGGUAUUGAUUUAUGUGCUCUGAAUAAAACUGAAGAAAAUGGGAACUUAUUUUGUCAACCAGUGCAGGCAAUCCGGUAUUCAAAUGUUGGAACUAAUGGUUCUUAUCAGGAAAUUAUCGACAUGUCUAGUGAUGGUAUCUGCACCAAACGUUUGAAAUUUUACAAUGGUUCCCUAGCUCCACUUAAUGAAGAACUUUCCCUCCACUUUCGAGGCCCGAUUCACUUAAUGCAGUUGGCCACUUACAGCACUUCUAUGCCAACUCAAGAUCAAAUAUUUAAGCUGCAUACUGCUGUUCCAUCAGCAUCGGGUAACCUGAACAUUGUUUCAAAAAACAGAUCAAUUAUACACGAAAGUUACUAUCGUAUUGGAUAUUAUCAAGCAGCGUCUCAGACUCUCGAAAAUAUGACUUUUUUGGGUAAUUUCGGCAUGUGGGGUGCUGGAGUCACUGACGAACAAUACGGUGCCUCAGUUUCUUACAUUAAUUCGACAAGUACAGGCGGGGCAUUGAGCCCACAAAUUCUUGCUAACGUAACAAUUCCUUCAGACUCUGAAGUGAUUGUAAUGUCGGGCAAAACAUGCCAAGAAGGUGACUGUGGCUAUGUUCGUCCAGGAUCCGUAGCAUACCAUGGAUUUGGGGGCCCUAAUAAAAUUUUUCUCAUGGAAUUUAUGAUGCCUAGGGAUGACAAACGAGGAUUCAAUGGUGAUAUGCCAGCUAUUUGGCUUUUAAAUGCACAGAUAGUUCGCACUCUUCAAUAUGGGAAGGGUGAAUGUUCGUGUUGGCGCUCUGGCUGCGGCGAAUUCGAUGUUGCCGAAUCCCUUUCAAGUGGUUCUUCAUUCUUGAAGUCAACACUUCACAUCAACCAAUUGGCAGGGGACUCGGACUACAUCAGACGGCCACUUUACGCUCCCAUGAAGCUUGCUGUGGUAUUUAAUCAAAAAUUUUCUUCGAUACAGAUUCAAGUUUUGUCACAGGAAUUUGCGUUUUCUAGAAGUAUCUCCAUGAGCGCAAUCGAUGAGUUGCUCAAGAAGGACGCAAAUAGCUUAUCGCAGAUAACUGUCAUCUAG